Molecule: messenger RNA, 2047 nt
Organism: Chelonoidis abingdonii (Abingdon island giant tortoise)
Lineage: Eukaryota; Metazoa; Chordata; Testudines; Testudinidae
Source: RefSeq, a predicted model, not a curated record
GGGCGGGGUAAAUGAGCCGGCCGGCUGGCGAAGGUUGGACCAGAACCUUAUGGAGCUGCCAGGGGAGACUCGGCCCUGCGCCAGGGGCCACCUCCUGGACUUGCCCUGGGAGGACAUCCUGGUGCCACACAUCCUCUGCCAUCUGCCGCUGCGACAGCUCCUGAGCCUGCAAAGGGUCAGCAAGCCAUUCCAGACUCUCAUUCAGCUGUACUUGGCCAACAUGCGCUGCUUUGACUCUAGCCAGGUUGGCCCUCAUCUCCCCAAAGCUGCUUUCUGUAACCUUCUGAAAGACAAUGAAGUCCUGCAACAUUUAGCGCUCCAGAACUGCUCUGAUUGGCUGACUGACAAGGAGCUGCUUCCUGUGAUUGGCCAGAACCACCAUCUGCAGAAGAUCCAGCUGAGCAGCUGCCUGCAGCUGAGCCGGCAUGCCCUGGUGGCCAUCUCGCUGAGCUGUCCCAACGUGCGCUGUCUCUCGCUGGCUCACUGUGAGUGGGUGGACAGCCUCUCUCUGCGCAGCCUGGCUGACCACUGCAAGGGACUUGAGUCCCUGGACCUGACAGCCUGUCGCCAGCUGAAGGAUGAAGCCAUCUGCUACCUGGUGCAGAAGUGCAGCAGGCUGAAGUCCCUCUCUCUGGCUGUCAAUGCCAACGUGGGCGACACGGCCGUGGAGGAGAUUGCCAAGUGCUGCCGUGAGCUGGAGCACCUGGACCUCACCGGGUGUCUGCGAGUCAAGAACGAGUCCAUUAGGGUCCUGGCCGAGUACUGCACCAAGCUGCGCUCACUGAAGGUGAAACACUGUCACAAGGUGGCUGAGUCCAGCCUGAGCAUCCUCCGUGGCCGUGGGGUGGAGCUGGAUGUGGAGCUGCCGCUGCAGAGGGCCCUUGUUCUCCUGCAGGACGGGGUUGGAUUUGCCCCCUUCAUUAACCUUCAGAUCUAGAGGAGGGGGACAGCUGGCCUCUGCCUCCUGGAGGGUGCUGUAAGAAAUUGCUGCUGAGACUCUCAGAGGGAGCAGUCAGUCCCAUCACUGUGGCUGGUCCUGAUGGGGCUCUCUGACCUCCGUCUACCCCUCGCCCCCUUGGUGCUCUUUAGCUACUGCUGUGUUUGUAAUGGGGAUCCCUCAUUGCCUCCUGGGGGAAGCAGCAGCCCUUUGCAGUGGUUUGAAAAGCGAGAGGCACUCUCAGCAGCACCAUGGUGCUGAACAUGUCCCGGCAGGGCCAGGUCAGCUGGUAAAUGGGAUAUAUUAUUUAAGCAAUAUUUAAAAUCUCUAAGCCCAGCAUGCUGGGCAUCGGCUGUACAGAGAGCAGGACACUGUGCAGGGACUAUGGCCAUGGACUGGCUGCAGAACUGUUGAAUAAACCAGACCACCUCUGCCCUAUUAAAGAAGAAGUGUGAGCUCUCCUCCCAGCCAGGACAGGGCUUGCUGAGCUGGGGGGAGGGCAUCUCAGUGAUAGCUGCAGCACACUGGAAUGACCUUGUCAGAAACCAGAGGGCUCUGCUCCCUCUGGGUGGGCCAUCUCCCAACAGCAGUGGCACAGGCUAGUCACCCUGACCAGGAGCUAGCCUGUACCACCACUCGCUGCCUGUGCUACUGCAGCUACCCUGCUGUUCUUAGCAUGUGGCUCGAUGAGAACUAGGAGUCACAGCUCUAGCUCCAAGUGUGGGCUGGAGGGGGAGUGACACUAGCUCUGGAGAGGGGGAGCCUGAUUCCCAACUGCUACGGCAGGGAGAAGAGCGAAACCUCUGUGGGUUCUUACUGCCGUGGAACUCAGUUCACAUCUGAGUUUGGUCAGAAGUGUAGCUUUAUCCUGAGCUGUGUCCCCUGCUCAUCACAGGGCUAGUGGCUGCCAGUCAGGUUCCAGCCCUGAAAUAGCAGGGCCCCCUAGGGGUGUCUUCAGCUGCUAGCUGCAUCGAGGUGCUGCAGAUCCAGCAGGAACUGUGCUGGCAGCUCACAAUACCAGGCCUAGUUUCCAGCCUAAGCCCUUACACUCACUGUGCAUUCAAUCUGCUAAAGGAGCUGCAUGUAGCCAAUCCGCAGGCACCAUCUCAU